Molecule: messenger RNA, 2978 nt
Organism: Myiozetetes cayanensis
Lineage: Eukaryota; Metazoa; Chordata; Aves; Passeriformes; Tyrannidae
Product: meteorin-like protein
Exons: 4
Coding region: 1354-2166 (270 amino acids)
Molecular function (GO): hormone activity
Source: RefSeq, a predicted model, not a curated record
AAAAACAAAGUUGCAUUUUUUGACCUCCAUGGCUGUGUUUGUGCCUGAGAUCCCUGCUAGAAAGUCGAGGUGUUUUAAACCUCAGUGCAUGGGGAAAAUUCUGGACAGCGUGGUAAUGCCAUUUGGAGGUAAAUCUGACACUGGUAACCUGCAGAGAUUUGUCACAGCAGCUGAACAACUGUUCAUCCUUCACCCCGGGGGAGAAGGUGAGUUUAUGUGGCUUUAGAAUAGAUGUGGUUAAAGUGGUGGAACCCAUCCUCCAGCUUCAACAGGGAGGUGAAAUGUCCAGAUUGUUCCUUCUCACCUCUGUUGUCAAUGAUUUGGGAUCUUAAAAACAGCUUGUGACCCUGCCCACUCUUGAUUUAGUCUAAGGGGGGAAAGUCCUACUAAUGUACUACCUGUAAUGAGCAAUUUCAAGCAAGAGUUGUAACAGGAGAUGUUUUGUGUCAUGUGGUGGUAAUAGAAACUGGAGAUGGGGUGGGGAGGCUGCUGAGAGUAAGGCAGGAAAACCCACGGGGCUUUUCCCAGAAAGGAGAAACGCUGCUGCUGGAAGAAGUUCAGGGAUCAAGUGGCUCAAUGCUUUCUCCUGAUGGCAGCAGAUGGGUUAGUUUGAGCUUUUGGAAGUGAAUAAAUCCUCCUGUGGGGCCACUUUAUCAUAGUGUCAGUUCCCUCCCCGCGUCCUCUCCUCUGUUCCCCGGUCUCAUUUGCACAAAAGAGAGAAGGGCUCUGGCCUCUCAGCUCCUGUAUUAUGUCACAAUCAAACCUUUUAAAGAGUAUUUGUGUGUUGUUUUCCAUUCAAGAUGGGGUCAGAGCAUAGAUAUUCAGCAGGAUUUUUUUCUUAGAUGGGUAAGACAAUAGUUUCAUAGAGCUUUGAGGAUCGCUGGCACUAAUGUAUAUAAGCAUCGAGGUUUAACGCAUUUUAAAUGUUUUUAGAACUGCCGGAGUGAGCCGUGCACAGCAACAACUUGAGCCGGACUUUAGCCCAGGGUUGUGUAAGGAGUUACAUCACAGGUGCGUGUGGGGAAGAACAAAGAGCAAGCCAAGGCUGAAAUGCUUUUUUGAUUAUUAAAGUAAAAAUGUAAAGUAUUUGGUGAAUGAACAGAAAAGUGGUUGUGUGGGGAUUCAAAUACAAUUCAAGGAGUCCGGUGUUGGGACAGUUGAGGGUCUAACAGGGUAUCUCCUCUAACGAAUCUGUUUUCCUCUUCAGGAAAAUCCCUCGCCGCAGAGAAGGCAGCGGGCAAACUCUGCCUCUUCCCCUGUGCAUCUGUGGGCAAUGUGAGAACACGCUGGUAACCGCAAGAGCGUGGUAGUGGUUUCCGGGAUGUUGUGGCUGCGCUGUGGGCACCAUCAGUGAUGGAGCAAUGGUGUUGCCCUGGCAGUGGUUUGAGCUGGGAGCCCCGUUCCCGUGCCGUGGAGCAGGUCCACCUGCGCUGCACCGAGGGCUCCCUGGAGUGGAUGUACCCGGCACGAGCCCUGCGAGUGGUCCUGGAGCCCAACCUGUCCAGUGCCCAGCACACCACCGUCUGCAUCAAGCCCGCCAGCGACUUCCAGGGUGCCAACAUCUACGUGGAGCGCGCUGGGCAGCUGCACCUGGUGCUGAGCGAGGCCGAAGGGGCUCGGCCCCACCACGUGUCCUGCUUCAGCGCCCACGGGCCGCAGCGAGUGGCCCUGUUCCUGCAGGCCAGCCCGCAGAGGGACAUCAGCCGCCGCACCGCCAGCUUCCAGUACGAGCUGCUGAGCAACCAGAGCACGGCCGGCCCCGACUUCAAAAAGAUGGCCCUGGUGGAAGCUAUGUGCCGUCCUUGUGACAACGUGGAACUUCUUAUGGCCAUUUGCAGCAGUGAUUUUGUGGUGAAAGGAUCCAUCCGGAACGUUUCCCACGACUCGGAGAACCACAUGUCCCAGGUGGAUGUCAGAGUCCAGAGAGUCUACAGGCAGAAGAACAGGAUUUUCCAGCAGGAUGAAGGGAGUGGGGAGUGGAGGGGCCCCAUCCGAACCCUGCUGCAGUGCAAGGUGAAGAAGGGAGGUGGAGAUUUCCUCUUCACUGGGAGUGAACACUUUGGUGAAGCCUGGCUGGGCUGUGCCCCUCGCUUUAAGGAUUUCAUGUUUGUUUAUCGAGCUGCCAGAGAAAGAGGAGCCAACCCCUGCGAGUUUGAGCUCAACUGACAAGAGAGGCACUGUUGUUGAGAGUCGAACAAUUUCAGCCCAGUUUUCGGAUUCUGAAUCUGGAGCAGAGUUAAAACCAAGGACCCAAACUGGGAAGCUGGAGAAUUCCCUGAGGAUAAUGGCUCUGUGAGCCCUGUGAACUCUUCUAACCCACAUUAGUUUCUCCUUCUUCACAAUGUCAUUGUCUCGUAAAAUAACUCUGAAGUUUGAAAAGAUUAUCUUUUUUUGGGGGGGUUAGAAAGCAGCUUGUGCCCAGGAUUACAAAAUUCUAACAUGUUUUCUUCUGUCUACGUGCUAUGUGCUUUUUCUCCAGAUAUUUUUCUCCUCCCCAAUCUCUACUUUUUUUUUUUUCCUUUUCAGAUGAAUGUGGAAACUCUCUCUAAGCUGGGGGGGGGGGAGGAAACUACCCUUGAGGCAAAAAAAACCCCAAAUCCCCAAGAACUACUUCUUUUUUAAAAUUGAAAAUAGGCUGCUGUAAGAAGUACAUUUUCUUUUCUUACAUUGAAAAACAUUAAGGAGUUUAAUAUAAGCACGGACAAAAUACAACUAACUUGACUCCUGAAAGUUCUGUUGAACUAAUUUAGGAUCAACAAUUGCUCAUGAUGGUAUUUUUCACCUAAAUUAUCUGCCUCUUUUCAAUUAGCUUUCAUUAUUUGAAAGGUGGCUCCUCCCACCCUCCCUCAGUGCUUUGGCCAGACUCCCAUAAUUGCCUGUAUUUUAUGUAAAUGGAAUUGCUACACCGUAAAAUGAUAUACAAAUGUGUCUACCACACAGAGCCCAAUAAAUGGUGUGAAUAAACCCAUUAUUUCCCA